UUCGGGCGAGAGCUGUAGUUGCACUUGGACACAUGUUACGAGAGUUAACUCGAAACCCAGCGGACCGCAAGAGGGGAGUCUCUGCAGAUUCGUGUUUUUCUUCCGACUCGCUUCCAGCACUGGUCUGACGGUGAAGAUCACCGAAAUGUCUCCCUUCCUCCGCAUUGGUUUCUCCAGUUUUGACAUCGGACCUCCACAGCCGGCAGAAGACAUCCAGAACCCUUACUGUGCAGUGAUUGUGAAAGAAAUAGUGGACACAGAGAAGGGUCAGAUCUUCAUGCAGAAGAAGCCCACCAUGUACCCCCCCUGGAACAGCACCUUCGAUGCCCACAUCAACAAGGGCCGCGUCAUGCACAUUGUCAUCAAGGACAAAACAGUGGAGCUGAUCUCUGAGACCACGGUGGAACUGAAUUCCCUGGCUGAGAAAUGUAAACGCAACCAAGGAAAAGCUGAUGUCUGGUUGGAUUUGAAGCCGCGGGGCCGGAUGCUAAUGAGCGUGAAGUACUUCCUGGAGCAAAGUGAAAACAAGGAGAAUGGGGAAAGUGAAACUGAAGGCUUGUUCGCUCUGCGCCAACGAAGAGGAGCCAUCAAACAGGCCAAAGUUCACAAUGUCAAGUGUCACGAGUUCAUCGCCACCUUCUUCCCACAGCCCACCUUCUGUUCCGUCUGCCACGAGUUUGUUUGGGGGCUGAAUAAACAAGGAUACCAGUGCAGACAGUGCAAUGCUGCGAUUCACAAGAAGUGCAUUGAUAAGAUCAUCGCCAAGUGCACAGGGUCUGCUGUGAACAGCAGGGAGACAAUUUUUCACAAGGAGAGGUUUAAAAUUGACAUGCCGCACAGGUUUAAAGUCUACAACUACAAGAGCCCAACUUUCUGUGAGCACUGUGGAACGCUACUCUGGGGCCUUGCAAGGCAAGGGUUAAAGUGCGAAGAAUGUGGAAUGAACGUCCACCACAAGUGUCAGAACAAAGUGGCCAACCUGUGCGGGGUGAAUCAGAAGAUGAUGGCUGAGGCCUUGGCCCAGAUAGAGAGUGAACAACAGGCCCGCACUCUGCGUGACAACGAGUACAUAAGUCGAGAAGGACCUAUUAGUGUUUUCAAGAAACCAGCGGACGCUCAGCAGACUGUAACUUCUGUGAAAGAGGUGCAAGGUAUCAGCUGGGAAACACCAACAGAAGAGGGAGAGAGCAGUCCCCCAGACUCUCCCAUCUACGAAGAACCACCCGGGGCCGACCAGCGAAAGUUUGCCAUCGAUGACUUCACCCUGCACAAAAUGUUGGGGAAAGGCAGCUUUGGAAAGGUCUUUCUCGCAGAGCUAAAGGGCAAGAAUCAGUUCUUUGCCAUCAAGGCGCUAAAGAAGGACGUGGUGCUGAUGGACGACGACGUGGAAUGCACCAUGGUCGAGAAACGGGUUCUGUCUCUUGCUUGGGAACAUCCGUUUCUCACACAUCUCUACUGCACAUUCCAAACAAAGGAGAACCUGUUCUUUGUAAUGGAGUAUCUGAAUGGUGGGGACCUGAUGUUUCACAUCCAAAGCUGCCAGAAGUUUGAGGUGCCAAGGGCAACAUUUUAUGCCGCUGAAAUCAUCUGUGGUCUCCAGUUUCUUCAUUCCAGGGGCAUCAUAUACAGGGACCUGAAGUUGGACAACGUUCUGCUCGACGGAGACGGCCACAUUAAAAUCGCAGAUUUUGGCAUGUGUAAGGAGAACAUUCUCAACGAUGCACGGACCAGCACGUUCUGUGGAACACCUGACUAUAUAGCACCGGAGAUCCUACUUGGACAGAAGUAUAGCAUGUCAGUGGAUUGGUGGUCUUUUGGGGUUCUUCUCUACGAGAUGCUGAUUGGCCAGUCACCAUUCCACGGUGGGGAUGAAGAUGAACUUUUCCAAUCCAUCCGCACAGAUGAUCCCAUCUACCCACGCAGUAUGGGCAAGGAAGCCAAGGACAUCCUAGUCAGGCUCUUUGUCAGGGAGCCCGAGAGAAGAUUGGGAAUAAAGGGGAAUAUUCGUCAACAUUCCUUUUUCCGGGAUAUUAACUGGCAGGCGCUGGAAAACAGGGAGGUGGAACCGCCAUUCAAACCUACUGUGAAAUCAACAAGUGACUGCAGCAACUUUGACAAGGAAUUCUUGAACGAGAAGCCAAGACUGUCGUGUGCAGACAGGACCCUCAUCAACAGUAUGGAUCAAAACAUGUUCAACAAUUUCUCCUUCACCAACCCCAAGAUGGAGAGAAUGCUUUGAUGAAGAUUAAAUGAUCUCAUAGAAUAUCUUACUUCUGUAACACUGAAGAGUUUGAAGUUCUCUGUUCACACUUGAAGACAGCAUGCUCUUGGAAUCAGUUGUUGCAAGGUUCUGUGUUGAACAUGUGGCAUGAAUUAGUGGUAUCACAUUUGUUAAAUAUACCCAAGUGUACCUGGACACGUGCAUUGGAACCCAUUUUGUGAGCACAUCAUCCCUAGUAUCCGAGAAGACAAGCUAACUGUUUGUUAGACUAAACCUACAAGAUACUUGUAUCUAAUCAUGGUGUCUAUAAUCUUCAAGCGUAGUUAUUGAAGGACUGGGCUAUCACUGCAUGUAGAAAUGUUUGGUUUUUGAUUUUGUGUUUAAAAGUAUUCAUGUGGACACGCUAUGAGGCAGGACUGCUGUUUCUGGGAAGGCGUUUCCUCAUUUUUGAGCUGUGGGCAUGUGGCAAUGCUUCCUCCCAAGUGUUAUGCUAAACUUAUGCCAAAGUCAUCAACAUAGUUCACAAGGUUGUGUCUGAGCUGGCAGACCAACAAUACAAACUGUGCACAGGUCUCUAUGAACUGGAGCGGGAGUUUCUAAUUGGUGUGGGUGGACCCACUACAUGUCACAGUGAUUGUCCUUGCUGAGUCAGCAAAAUGAAAAGCUUGGCAGCAUUUACCACCCUGACCUCAACACACCAGAUCUGUUUCCAGUAACUCAACCUCCAUCCCCACUGGUAUCCUGUUCAACCAAAUGUUUGUGUCAGGAUCUCUCCUUCAGCUGGCUUUGUUUGUGCGUGUGUAUGAGAUGCAGAGGUACAGAAUGUGUUUACGUGGUUUGGAGAUCUACGUGUGCGUGUGUGUGUUACAUGCAUGUGGGAUUUCAUGCAUGUAUGUGUGCAUGAUGUGUGCUUGUUUGUGAUGCAGAUGUAUGUGUUUAUGUGGUGUAGAAGUGUGUGUGUGUGUAUGUGACUGUGAGGGAGAGUGUGUUGUGUGAGGUGUGUGUGCGUGAUUGUAUGUCUGUGUGGUGGGUUGUGCUGGUAUUUCCACAUGUGUAUGGUGUAGUGAGGGGGGACAAUUGGAUUUGUGUGUGUUUGUGUAGAGUGUGUUGCUCUGUGUGAUAUGGUGUAAGAGAUGUGUGUGUCUAGUAUAGAAGUAACUGCGGGUAUCUAUAAGUCUGUGUUAUAGAAACUCAUGGGGGGUGUUUGUGUAGUAUAGAAGUGCAUGUUGUUGAAGUGUUUGGGGUAUUAUUUGCAUGGGUUGUGUUGGUGUGCCCUGUACACGUGAAGUCUCUGUGUUUCAUGGGUAUUCUACUAGUGGGGUGGAUAAUCAGUUAGUUAUGAUGAGCUGUGACUGGCAUGGUUCUGUUAACUUCCUUCAACACUGCCCUGUCAAUGGCAAUAGAACAGGAAAAUUCACGGGGGCCAUUCUAGCGAUCGAGAUUGGAUGGAGUCCGAAAGUUUGAAAAGAAGUCCAAGCGUGUUGACAUUCUGUAGUCGGCUUUUCCAAUGAGUCAAGCACUGGAAAUAUAUACGGAGUUAAGUAAAAAGAGAAACGUAUGUACUGAGCAUUAGCUUGAAAAGGGGGAUGUAAUUGGGAUCAUCCUGUGUAGGCGUCUGGCUUUCCAUGAACUUGAGUUUCAGGCACGCUAUAAAAAAGAGUCAUGGACAAUAGUUCAAUCAAGUUUUCUUACAAACUCAGUCUUACUCUGGUGAGAGUUAUUUAGGUCAUAACUUCAUCAUUAUACUGCAAAUUUUCUUUUAUUAGUUUCAAUAAUUUUUUGCUGAAUUGUCCCCCAAACUCCAGGCCCAGACAUUCCACCUCACUUGCCACAGUGAUGAACUCACCUUCCACACACAGCCCUCUUCUGCCCCACGUCAAAUAACCCACUGGCAUCACUACCCAGAGUGCCCCAGGAGGACUGUAAUCGUAAAUUGUCAUCAAGCAUAAGAUCAGGAUCCUGGUCGAGACACGUGAUUAUAGCAGAGAGGUGGAGGGAGGUAACUCCAGAUCUUGGGGCGGAUGGCUAAAGGCAUGGCCGGUUGUUGUGGAGCAAGCGAAAUCAAGGAUGAUCUAGAGGACAGAAUUUACAGGGUGCAGAGAUCUUGGAGCAUGACAGGACUCAGGGCAUUCCGGAGUUCAGAGUUCAAUUCCAGCGCUGUCUGUAAGAAGUUUGUACGUUCUCUCCGUGAACCAUGUUGGCUUCCUCCGGGUGCUCCAGUAUCCUCCCGGAGCUGAAAGACAUGCUGGUUAGUAGGUUGAUUGGCCAUUGUAAAUUGUCCUGCAGUUAGACUAGGGUUAAAUAAGUGGGUUGUUGGGCGGUGAGGCUCGAUGGGCUGGAAGGUGCUGUUCUGCACUGUAUCUCUAAAUAAUAACAACUGGGCGAGAUUGCAGAGAUUGAGGUGGUGAGAUCAGAUCAACUAACUUUGUAGAGGGAUUUGAAAGCAAGGCUGAGAAUUUUACAAUCAAAGUCGAGCUUAAUUCAGUGCCAGCAGAGAUUAAUACAAAUCCUUAUUAAUGUUUUUUUUCCUUUUUCCGAUCUAUGGGUAUUCAGAAGACAAACAAACUGCUUGGUUUUUCUCAAUUCUCCUCCUCCCCUUCUUUCCACCCUUAUUACAGAUCUCAACUUCAGGAUAUUCAAGAAAAGUAAAGGCUCUUUUCUAGGAGGCAUUGCUUAAUAAGACCAUGAGAUAUAGGAGCAGAAUUGGGCCAUUUGGCCCAUCAAGUCUAUGUCAUUCUAUCAUAGCUGAUUUAGUAUCCUCUCAACUCCAUUCCCCUGCCUUCUUCUGUAACCUUUGAAACCCUAACUAAUCAAGAACCUAUCAACCAUCGACUCAUCUUCCACAGCCAUCCUUGGCCAUGAAUUUCAGUGAUCCACCAUCCUCUGGCUAAAGGGUCUACACCACCAGAUCUGCAUUCGUUUAAAGGAAUACCCUCAGCUUAGUACAAAGAAAUGACAGCACAGUGCAGGCCCUUCGCUUCACGAUGUUGAGUUGACCCUACUCUAAGAUAAAUCUAAGCUUUCCUUUCCAUAUAGCCCUCCAUUGUUCUUUCAUCCAUGUCACUUAAAUGUCUGGCAUGUAUCUGCCUUUGCCCCCACCCCUUGCAGCAUGUUCCAUUCGCCCACCACUCUCUGUGUAAAAACAAACUACCUCUGACAUCCAGCUUUCCUCUAAUGACAAAAUUAUGCCCUCUUGUAUCGGGCAUCUCUGCCCUGGGAAAAAGGCACUGGCUGUCCACUCUCUGCCUCUGUCAAGUCACCACCUCCUUCUCUCCAAAGAGAAAAGUUCCAGCUUAUUAAGAUUGUCCUUAUAAGGCAUACUCUCUAAAUCAGGCAGCAUCCUGGAAAAUCUCCUCUGCACCCUGCUUAAAGCUUUCACAUCCUUCCUCUAGUGAGUCAACCAGAACUGAACUUGGGCAGGCUAAGUCAGGAAAGACUGCUAUUGUUAGUACGUUUCAUUCUUGGAUCACUGUUGACUGAGCCUUCUGUAGACAGAAUGAAUUUGCAAGGAGUCUGGUUUAUCUUCAGAGCAACCUUCAUCUUUAUGACAAGCUGAUGCUGACAGUAAGAAAUGGUAUUACAUUAAUGAAAGCUUUGGCUUGUGGGAGCAUUCGUACCAGGACAAGUGACUACCCUGUCAACGUCAACUUGUAAUAAAGAAAAAGGUUCACUUCCAGCAACUGAGAUGUGUUAUCUUGUUCUGGAAUUAGAAUUCCAAUGUGCAAAGCAAGGUAAUGUAAUGGGAAAACUUACAGAAGCAUGAGGGUGAAUCGGAUGGAAUAGGGCUAAUUGGAGAUCUUUGUCAAAGAGGGAAGAUGCAAUGUUCUGUGUACUGCGAUACCAAGAGGUCUCCAAGCGAUGCACCAAUGUUGGAAGCUUUCAGUGGUCUGAUUGUAUUAACCUGGAGAGAGUAAAAAAGAUUCAGAUACCUUAAUGAGCAAACUGUGCAAAGUAAUUAUUGUUUGUGUCACUAAAUCUGCAAAAAGUUGCAGAAAAGGAAUUUCCUCUGUUAAUGUUUUUUUUGGACAUUUGACACUUUUGAAAUACUAAUAUACUUGAUUUCUAUUAACACAAAAUUUCAACACGGGUGCAAGUCAUAACUUUUUCCGAGACCAUCUGUUUUGAAUCCAUUUGGAUUUGAUUAGAAUGGAAAUGCAGCAAGUUAUGAGACAUUAUGUGAUUUUGGAGGUUAUCUCUGUAGUUCCAUUAGGGCAACAAAAGGAAUAUUAAAGGACUUUAUUGAGUCAUAUAUUCUACUUGUGGAUUCAAAAGCUAUCUUUUUAAAUAUAUUGGUUAGAUAUUAACGUCCCUGGCAUUAUAUUGCCUUGGUCAAAGACCACAAGAGGUGCACCAUGGGAUUGAAUAGGUCUGAGGUAUUAAAUGAAGGUAUUAUAAUGUGCCACAAUUCAGUUUGUUCUGAAACAAAGUAGAAAUUUUUAGAUGGGUUAUGAGAUGUUAAAAUGCCGUGCUGAAGGCAUUACACACCAAGGUUGAAGUCACACUUCAAAAUACAGUACAGCAGAAUCUAGUUAGACUGUGAAUUGUAACUGUUCCCGUGCUCUCUGGAGGGGAAAAGCAAAGGUCAGGGGUUUCAAUAAAAUCAUGAGCCACCGCUGACUGCUCACUCUAAUAACCUAAGAAAUAACAUUUUGGAAAUCUCAAUUAAAUUUAUAACUUAAAAAAAAAUCUCAUAACACAAAGCUGCAUAUAUUUUUGUGUAAAUAUAUCUGCAGUUAAAUUCUCCAUCUGAAACUCUUUUCUUCUUUGUCUAGGGUUAUUUGUUACAGACACUUGGUCUUUAAUAUAUAAAAGGGCAUUCCAGCCUCCAUCACUGGCAUUCUGCAUGCUCAUAUCUUGCACUUGCAUUCACCCCUAACAGUGAAGUGUCGAUGUUGUAUGAUAUAAUUACAUCAGGUGUAUAAUUACCUCAAUAGACUUGUACAAACUAAAAUUGUGUUGGAAAAUGAUAAUAACGCCUACCUGUGUUUCUUGAUUUGUAUAUUUGUCCUGGUUUUGAAUUGAUUUGACUUUAUUUCUUACA
Hypanus sabinus (Atlantic stingray) is the source of this 7262-nucleotide messenger RNA. It is a transcript of the gene prkcq, whose product is annotated as protein kinase C, theta. The transcript is spliced from 18 exons. The record is from RefSeq and is a predicted model, not a curated record. Lineage: Eukaryota; Metazoa; Chordata; Chondrichthyes; Myliobatiformes; Dasyatidae. Bases 146 to 2239 code for a protein of 697 amino acids. Gene Ontology annotation, biological process: protein phosphorylation. Gene Ontology annotation, molecular function: ATP binding; diacylglycerol-dependent serine/threonine kinase activity.